Messenger RNA from Aricia agestis (brown argus), 2877 nucleotides. RefSeq lists its product as uncharacterized. The transcript has 18 exons. The coding region runs from base 1 to 2877 and encodes 958 amino acids. Gene Ontology annotation, molecular function: protein binding. Gene Ontology annotation, cellular component: extracellular exosome; motile cilium. The record is from RefSeq and is a predicted model, not a curated record. Lineage: Eukaryota; Metazoa; Arthropoda; Insecta; Lepidoptera; Lycaenidae. Gene Ontology annotation, biological process: cilium assembly; cilium movement.
AUGAAGAAAGUAACUAAAUCGGAAUCCAAAGAUAAAAUAUUUACUCCAGACUUUGUGAUAGUCAAAAUUUUAAAUUUGGAAAUACCUGAUGAGGAUCCUAUGGAGUACGACAUUAAAGCCACCUUCCUGGACCAACUAGUCAUAGCCAAAUCCAUGACUAGUAACAUAAAACGCACGAAGUCUGAAGCACUAGUUGGACUAAUAGAAUAUGAUCCCUCAGAUUACCAGAAUAUGAAUAAGUUUGCUGAUACUCCUCUCGCAGUAUCAAUACAACCUACUUAUCAACAUGAAAAGCAACAAAAAGAAGAAAUAUUAGAAGAAGUGGUAGAAGAAGAACAUAGCCUUUGCGAGGUUUUUUCUUAUCAUUGCAACAUUGAUAUUGGUAAAAUUUUUACAGAUGUAGACUACAUGGCAGUAGAAAAACGUAUGGACUCUUCUACUCGAUCAGUUCUGCAUGCGAAAAGUUGGUUAAGCCUACCACUCAUAUCAAUUGAAAUUGAGGCUAAGCGAAGUGAAGAAAAUGCUCAAGGUCAUAAAGUUCUCAGAGAUACCAACCUUCUCAAAUUCACUUUGAUUGGGUGCUACAACAUAAAUAUUCCGAGUGACGAUUCACUCUCCUACGCAUGCAUCACCGAAAUGCCGAUGUGUAAAGUAGAGAACACUCACAUAGUGCUAUUUGACAAAGGCGGGCUGGUUCCUAGUCGAUUCAAUCACACCAACUUUUACCCCAAGUGGGAAAGCCUGCGAAUUGAUGAAGAGAGCUACGCGAGAAACGAUAAAAAAUUCUUCUGCGAUAAUUUAAAAGAGUUUCAGAAUCCAAACAAUGUAGAUUUGGAUCAUAUUGAUAACAAAAAUGCGGUGCUAUGGACAUCCUUCCACCGAUCCUUGGUCGUCAAGAGUGCAGAGGAAUGGUUGUACCACCAUCUCCACGACCACGCUUGGCCAGUAGAGGUUCACGUGUGUGGAGUGGAACGUUACUGUUAUGUUACUUACCUCGACCUGCUCAAACUGAUCUACCCUGGUGAGCAUACCGUCCGUCUGGCGAUGCCCCUAAAGCAAGUACAAACGAAGUUGUCGCCGGAGGAGUGCACAGCGGAAUGCUUCUUGUCGCAGACUGUGUCCUCGAAUAGAAUUGGAUCUGCGAAAACUAACAAGGUAACUUCAGAAACAAACCAGUUAGAUGACACGAACAUGUCAUCAGUAGCCAGCGUGAGCGACGGCGACGGAAGCAAUCCUUUCAUAUUAGUAGAGAUCAAACUAGCAAGACCUCUUAGAAAAUCAUCCGUACCACCUAGUGUUACUAACAACGAACUGAUGGAGAUGUUGAGGAGAGAGGAGCAGUCUGCGCAGCCCCGCGAGGUCUCCGGCUGCAGCCACACGGACCGCCACUGGCGGGAGACGGUCAGCGCCGCAGCACAGCUGCUGUAUACUCUUCCGAAACGAGAUUCCUGCACGUUCGAUCACGACCUAAUCACAAGUAAAACACGAGUGGAGAUAGAGAGUUCCUUUUGGCAAGAAGCAGCACACUAUGUCAACAAUAACUUCAAUGCGAGUCAGUUUCUAGAAUCUGAUGAAGCGUUCGAGGAGCUUACGACUAUGGCACAUAUUCACAUGAUGCGAGCAGCAACAGAGACCAUACUUGGUGCACCAGAUUUUGAUGACCGAGGCCGCCUGCUUCAGGCGGCGCGACAGGCCCGUCAGAUGCAAGACACGCCCCAUGCUAUAGAACUCUACCUACAAUUGCUAACGACGUAUAAACGAGAUUCGGAUAUUUGGCGAGAAUUAGCCACUUGUUUCCAAGAUGUGGAUAAAAAAUUAGCGCACGUAUGCAUCGAUAAGGCUCUUAAGUUUAAUCCUCGUCAUCCUUUGAGCUUACUAUUAAAAGCAUGUCUUGUAGUGGACGAGGACAUAGAGCAAGCAGAGGUGUUUUUCUUAGCAAUACUCAGUCUGUACCCGUUUUGUACGCUACUGUGGAUCAUUGCAAGUGCCUACUAUUUUCACCGGGGGCUGCAUAAUAUUUCCGAAAAAAUAAUGGAAUAUGUUAAAAGAGUGACGUGUGAGGACAUACCGGAGUCGCCUCUGUUCCCCCGCGCGUGGGGCUGCGAGCUGGGCGACUGGUGGGACCACACCCCCAUUCUCGCCGGCUGUACCCCCUACUACGAUGUGGCCGACCUGCUAUUACGCAUACGGGGGAUCGCCCUUGCCGAAGUGUGUGUGGCGCUGUCCUUGCCCGAGGCCGGGGCCACUCCGAUGUACUACCACCUGCUGGCGUUAUGCUGUCGGUUGCGCGGUGAGGUCACCGACGCGCUGUGCCACUUGCAACACGCGUCGAAGAGGAAUGGAGCUUGUUACCUGUACAGUUUAGAGGGAGAGUGUCAUUUCGUUAAGGGUAACUGGACCGCAGCCAAAAUGUAUUUGGAGAACAGCGUUUAUUACAGUCAACCCUUUUCGACUCUCCUAGCAAUCUCUUCUUCAAGCUUAUCAAGACAUGAUAUUAACGUUACUCGGUCUGUGCUCUUGGACUUGGUGCGUCGACAGCCCAGCGCGUACGCUUGGACGAAACUAGCGCAGUUCUUCAUGAUGAAUAAAUCCAGAAAAUUGGACACACCCGGUUCAUCUGGUGACCACGAUUUGUCCACACGCUAUAUCGUGGCUUGCGCGGAGCAGGCUCUCAAGUGUGACAGAUACUUCCAAUACGCCUGGUCCAUUCUGGCGAAAACUGUCCAACAUGCCGCAAGACGUGUGUAUUGUCGGAAUAUGGCAAUUUGGUGUGGCCACUUGUACAAGCUUCCGUUCAAAAUGUACCCAAAUCUUCCACGCGGAGACCUAAUGGGUAAAACUAUGGACUGCCGGUGCCAAGAGAAAGAGGAACUUUAG